This is a messenger RNA of Porites evermanni, 4920 nucleotides long. NCBI's taxonomy places the organism in Eukaryota, Metazoa, Cnidaria, Anthozoa, Scleractinia, Poritidae. The record is from the annotation of a GenBank genome assembly.
CCAAGAAACCUUGGCGGACGCAAAAUCUCGCAGUACUUACAACACCCCGUGAGACAGACGCUGCAAGUCAACAUGAAGAUCUUGUUGGCUACGCUCAUUAGCUUGAUUCUCUGCAGUGCAGUAGGUAUGGUACCUCCUACUGGAGUUAAUCUUGAUGUAAUGCAAUGGACUUCAGGUCAUUUCCAGUCAUACGCAUUUCGCUGAUCUCGCUACAAGUCGUCUAUUCACUGCACAUCGAAAUCGUUUCGCAGCGGUGUUUAUUCGCUUUAAUUCGGAAUCUUUUUGGUGAUUAUAAAAGGACCGUUAGUUUGCUACCUUUGCCGCAUUCUCUAUUUCUGUAUUCUCCCUUUCUAGCAUACUUUUCUGUGGUGGAUUCGUUUCAACGUUUGUCGCUGGAAACUAGUCUGUUAUGCUCUUAUGUACAGGAGGUUAUUACACUGGCUUUACGAUGGAUAAACUUCACGAGUCAGGGGAACGGAGAGUAAACCGUCAAUUACAGUGAAAAUAUGUGUUUUAAGCGACUCAUCUCCUAUUAAGAACUCGCUAAUCUAUUUCGUGCCGCAGUGAAACGAAAAAAGCUUUGCAGCGAAAAGACCAGACACCGCUAAUUAAAAUUAAUCGCGCUCGCCAACAGAACUUUCAUCUUUAUUCUUCAAGUUCGAUUGACUUUUCUAAAGUUGUGAAACACAUCGAAAAGCUCGUGCCCCUGAUGAUGCUAGUAGUCGAGGGUUAGCUAGUUUUAGAGCCAAAUACAGUAGGGCAAAGAGAUCUAAAUAACUCUUUAGAGGCCCUAUAAAUAUUUAAAAUUUUAUUCAAGCAGUUUUAUACUUCAGUAACGCUGAGUUAAGUGCAAGUGCUAAUGAAGGUGUACAUGUUAGCCAAGGUGGGAUUGAGAUUCUAGGGUUUGAGUUAAGGACGUAAGUCACAGCCGCAAAAAAAACCCAACCCACCAACGACAACUUGAUUGUUCAAGAUAACGUUUGCCUUACACCGGUUUCGCUACUUUUUCAAAUUCGCCGGCUACGGCUACUUCGCUACCUACAUAUACUUGGCUCGCUGCCUAUUUACAAAGUCCAAAACUUACACCACCAGAGGGGUAGGCUUAAAAGAACGAGAAAAGAAUUAUUUUUUCUAGUCGAUUGAAGGAGUUAUUUUCAAUGGUUUAUUGAAAGUAAUGCGUAGCGAACGUGUUUCGAACUAGGAGGUAGCGAAUUCGACGAGUAGCAUAACCGCUACUUGUUACAUAACAUUUAUAUAAGGUUCAAAAUCUUAGCACACGCUUCUGUCUUAGUAGAAACAUCUAAUUAUGGCCAAAAACAACGCCACUCUCUUCACAAGAGUACUGUGUAAUUCAUGUUGUCGAAGGCGCGGUGCUUUCCUUUUUUUCCCGCCAAAAAGCACUUGAUAAAUAAAGAUCAUUUUGGGCGGACGCAUAGUCGAGAUGAAACAGGGAAGUACUUUUCCCAUGGUCCAAGCUCAACAAAGCAGAGCAUUCAAACGUACUUUUGCGAGAUAUGAAUUCUCCAAUCUGACAUUUUCUCUAAGAAUUUGUCAGUGAAAGGAUUUUACAAAAGAUCGAAGCAUUUUCCCUCUUUUGAUCAUUUCAAUGAUUCUCAAAACUUUUUCUCUUAACUUAUAAGAAAAUUUAUGUGCACUCUGUGGUCUUGCAGUUAUCGGUUUACAUGAAGAAAAUAAAUCCGUUUCGGACGCGGCGCUUUUACAGUUUUUACAAAACAAAGUCGUUACAAUCUACCUAAAAUUGGCCGUGAAAGCUUGAAACUAGUAUGGCAUGGGUUAAUAAAGAAAUAUGGGACAAAUAAGUUUCCGUUUGGAGAUAGAACCAACCGGUAAAACAAUAAUGCCUUUACAAACUUUCAGUUUCGGACAUUUUCGGAUCCAUUGGCACGACCUAAAGCUUUACUUUAAUGGUUAACAAGCAAGAGUUAUAACAAGUCUAACGGCUUUUAUAAUUCACCAACAGUUUCAAUACCAGAGUAAGUGUUGGCUGGACUAUUAUGGACUCAGUGUGACAUGGUUUUAACUGAGUCUGUGGACAAAACUCUAUUGUGUAACCAUUCAAAGGAAAUGUCUUUUUUGAUACUUUCGCCUGGAACUAUUUGGUUUUCAGAGUUUAUGAUAAAAUUUAGGAGUUUUGUUUGAGUUUGGCUUUGCUUUUGGUCGUGGAAGGGUUUAUAACAAUAAGUCAUCUUUUAAAAUGCUUAAUGAAACCCAUCUGGGAAUGAAAACGUCGACCAUACAAAUUAAAGAAAUCAAUUUUUACUGAUACUUUCCAUGGGCCAGGAAUAUUUGCUGGUGUAGUACUUUUACUAGAAAUAUGUACUAAAAAAUGUGUCACCUGAUUAUCUCUUGAAUUAUCUCACUGUUUAAGCUUGGUCGCUUACUUGCUAUCGAUGCGGUGGAACCUCUCCAGCAUGUACCAGUUCCAGUAAAGAUACAGUGGCAUGUGGCGACGAAUCGCUACCGAAAGCUGAGUACGGCUGUAGGGUGUACACGGUUAACUACACUUCUCUCAAUUCGGUCNAUAAAAUUUAGGAGUUUUGUUUGAGUUUGGCUUUGCUUUUGGUCGUGGAAGGGUUUAUAACAAUAAGUCAUCUUUUAAAAUGCUUAAUGAAACCCAUCUGGGAAUGAAAACGUCGACCAUACAAAUUAAAGAAAUCAAUUUUUACUGAUACUUUCCAUGGGCCAGGAAUAUUUGCUGGUGUAGUACUUUUACUAGAAAUAUGUACUAAAAAAUGUGUCACCUGAUUAUCUCUUGAAUUAUCUCACUGUUUAAGCUUGGUCGCUUACUUGCUAUCGAUGCGGUGGAACCUCUCCAGCAUGUACCAGUUCCAGUAAAGAUACAGUGGCAUGUGGCGACGAAUCGCUACCGAAAGCUGAGUACGGCUGUAGGGUGUACACGGUUAACUACACUUCUCUCAAUUCGGUCUUCGACAUCAAAGGUAAGAAAAAGUACCAACAAGGUAACGUUGUUACAGAACUAUUGCUCUCACAAUUUCCUAAACAAACAACAAGACAACAACAAAAUUUCAUUUCCAGAAAAGAAUAACACUGACCCACAGGCUAGGUAGCAACUACUAGGCUAGGCGGGACAGACAAACAACUGAGGGUUAACCUUAAAAGUUCUUAAAGAAACGCCAACUUAUAAAAAAAAAAACCCGUGACGCAAUCGUCGUUAAACCUUAAUGAUUAUUUACGCCCUUGAUCCAAACGUUAAGCACUUAAUGGAAACAGGAGCCCUGCCCUACACUAAAACCUGGUUCGCUACUAGCCCACUAGUAGUGAAAAGCGGGGGCUUUUUGCCGGCAAAAAAGGACUCAUGUCUAGCUUUAACUAGCUAAACUUUCUUUAUUCUCGAUAUUUUUUACCAUUUAGUUGGAUUUUACUAAAGCGAUUAUUUCCUCGAGCCCGAACGGGCUCGGCCUCAUGGGCUAUUGACUCAGAGGCCAUGAGGGCGAGAGGAAUAAUUGUUAAAUAUUACUUUAAAUUUGGUAACAACACAUCAAUCACUAUGCAACAAACAAGUGAAUGACGAACACAUGACAUUUACCCUAUUUACAUCUAGAAACUUUAAGAGUGCGUAAUUUAUUGUCUCACAACUACAAAAACUUAAACAAUUAACAGCUAGCAUGCGGACGCAAUCUUUUUUGGUAACCGAACUAGCUAUGCGCAUGCGUUCAGUCACUGUGGAAGAGUCCUGCGUCUUAUGACCCAUAAAACUAGCCAAAAGUGCAAAUUAUGCUAGCAGUGCUUUUUUUUAUAGAAAAUAGAUAAAAAUUAUGUUCGUAAUGAGGAAUUAUGCCACAAAUUAUGCCAGUACAAUCUAUUAACGCCUAGCAUGGAAUCAGUGCCUCGGACAUUACGUGGGUAGUUCAAAGCCAAAUUUCAAUCUCAAAGUAGUACGUUUCUAGUUUGUUCUUGUAUUUAACCCGUGUUUUAGCAUUAAAAUUGUUUUAAAAAUCUAUCCCCUCACUUAGUUCAUUCUUAUUCAUUGAUCGGUUAGUUAUUUUUAUAUUUGUUACUCAUAGAAAUUUUACUAAUAAAUAAAUAAUUACUUGACUUUUUUAAUUAACUGAGGAUCUUUCUGUAAAAACCCUUCGUUAUGUCAGAAUCCUCUUUAAUUUUUUUUUUUUUUCACUGCGGGUUUUCUGUAAAACCUUUCGUUAUGUCAGCCUUCUCUUUAAAAAUAUAUAUAUAAUUUUGUUUUUUUCAACGCGGGUAACCAAAGGAGCCCGCAGUUCUAAUCUCCAGCCUUCUAUUACACAUGCGCGGCAUGUAUUUAACCAGCAUUCGUUUGGUCUUCCUCUAAGGAUGAAUGAAAAUGCGCAAAACAUAACCUGAUCACUCGCAUUUUGAACCAUUAUUAGUCUUAAUCUGAUCAUGUUCGUUUUGACCUUCUAUCAUGUGAACUUUUCGCAAAGACUGACAUUGUUGCAGUAAGAGCCGCAUUUUGACCUUGGAUCGAUCUAGCCUGCACUCCCUUACCUUUGGUGAUAACUAGUUAAUCAGAUUCCAAAGAAUUUUUCUAUUUUUGGUUAUCAGGCUGCUGUUUUGUUGAAGACUGUAAGAAAGAUCCGUGCGAGGGAUCUGUACAAGGUGCAGUUUGCUCCAACGUGGCUAGCUGCCAAUCAGACAAGUGCAACUACAACUACACCACUGCAAUGGCUGGUCCUCGGCCGACGGUUUCUUCAAAGGCUAACAUCGUUUUUUACGGCCGUCAAGUUACAGCUCUUAUCAUUUUGGCUAUUCUUUACUUGUCCAUGUGAGAAGAUAGUGUCAGGCGCAUUUUUCAAAGUUAUUCUUUUUCACAAAACCGUACUUCUUUAUCAGUAUUCAGUUUGAUGUUUGAUUAAGGGGCUAAACCAGGAAAAGGAAUGACCACUUUGUUUUCAAGGCAAGGGC